GUCAUAGGCAGAAGCAAUUUGUGCUCCGAACCAAGAGAACCUCAAAACUCAAACUUAAGAUGCGUGCCUUCAUCGUAAUGUGCCUGGUGGCAGUCGCCUGCGCCGAUAAGCUCGGCUACAACUACCAGCCCGUGGGCCACUCCAGCUCCGGACUGUCCUUUGCUCCUGGCAGUGGAUCUAUCAGUGGUGGAUCCAUUGGAGGAGGCUCCAUUGGAGGAGGCUCCAUUGGAGGAGGCUUCAUUGGAGGUGGCUCUAUCGGAGGAGGCAGCAUCGGAGGUGGUUCCCUUGGUGGUUCCAUCGGUGGUGGCUCCAUUGACUCCGGUCUUGGCGGUCUUGGAGGACUCGGUGGUCUGGGAGGUGGCGACGCUCUGGCUGCUCCAGUCUCCUACAACGCCCCCGCUCCCUCUGCUGAACUCGAGAAGGAGUUCUUCACCUUCACCGCCAACGAGCAGGACUUCGAUGAGCCCCAAGAGCUGGAGCGCGUUGCUGGAUCCGUGAACAAGGGACUGCGCGUUGUAUUCAUCAAGGGACCCGAGAACCGUGGUCUGGAGAACGCUGCCCUCGCCCUCGCCAAGCAGGCUGCCCAGCAGGAGACCGCCAUCUAUGUCCUGAACAAGCAGGCCGACAUUGGAGAUCUGGCCAGCAAGUUGAACGCCAUCCGCAACAACAACAACAACAAGCCCGAGGUGCACUUCGUCAAGUACCGCACUCCCGAGGAUGCUGCCAACGCCCAGCGCGCCAUCCAGUCGCAGUACGAUCAGCUGGGAGGAUCCAGCCAGGCCCACAACGGUGGUGUUGCCUCCGCCCUGAACUUCGCCUCUGCUGGUCCCGUCCAGAAGGCCAAUGCUCAGAUCCCUGAGAACUCGUACUUGCCCACUUCCAUCUUCCGUCGUCGUUUCCAGAGACACAAGCAACUCAUACCUCAAAGCAAAAGAACCAACAAUCAGCUCAAGAUGCGCGCAUUCAUCGUCCUGUGUUUGGUGGCAGUCACCUGCGCCGAUAAGCUCGGCUACAACUACCAGCCCGUGGGCCACUCCAGCUCCGGCCUGUCCUUUGCUCCAGGCAGUGGCUCCAUCAGUGGUGGAUCCAUUGGAGGAGGCUCAAUUGGAGGAGGCUCAAUUGGAGGUGGCUCUAUCGGAGGUGGAAGCAUCGGAGGUGGUUCCCUUGGUGGUGCCAUCGGUGGUGGCUCCAUUGACUCCGGUCUGGGCGGUCUUGGAGGACUCGGUGGUCUGGGAGGUGGCGACGCUCUGGCUGCUCCAGUCUCCUACAACGCCCCCGCUCCCUCUGCUGAACUCGAGAAGGAGUUCUUCACCUUCACCGCCAACGAGCAGGACUUCGAUGAGCCCCAAGAGCUGGAGCGCGUUGCUGGAUCCGUGAACAAGGGACUGCGCGUUGUCUUCAUCAAGGGACCCGAGAACCGUGGUUUGGAGAACGCUGCUCUGGCUCUGGCCAAGCAGGCUGCCCAGCAGGAGACCGCCAUCUAUGUCCUGAACAAGCAGGCCGACAUUGGAGAUCUGGCCAGCAAGUUGAACGCCAUCCGCAACAACAACAACAACAAGCCCGAGGUGCACUUCGUCAAGUACAGGACUCCCGAGGAUGCUGCCAACGCCCAGCGCGCCAUCCAGGGUCAGUACGACCAGCUGGGAGGAUCCUCUCAGACCCAUGAUGGUGGUGUGGCCCCCGCCCUGAACUUCGCCUCCGCUGGUCCCGUCCAGAAGGCCAAUGCUCAGAUCCCUGAGAACGCCUACCUGCCAACUUCGGUGUUCCGUCGUCUGCGUUUUUAAGAAGGCUACGCCAUGGAGUCCAUUAACUUAAGCAAAUCUCGACUGAAGAACUCAUUCUUCCUGUUACACGUUGUUGACUAAUGCAUAAUUACACCAAUAAAUUUGAAAUUUAAA
Molecule: messenger RNA, 1898 nt
Organism: Drosophila yakuba
Lineage: Eukaryota; Metazoa; Arthropoda; Insecta; Diptera; Drosophilidae
Product: glycine, alanine and asparagine-rich protein
Exons: 4
Coding region: 60-1784 (574 amino acids)
Source: RefSeq, a predicted model, not a curated record